Molecule: messenger RNA, 1579 nt
Organism: Sarcophilus harrisii (Tasmanian devil)
Lineage: Eukaryota; Metazoa; Chordata; Mammalia; Dasyuromorphia; Dasyuridae
Gene: CIDEC
Product: cell death inducing DFFA like effector c
Exons: 6
Coding region: 76-831 (251 amino acids)
Biological process (GO): apoptotic process; regulation of apoptotic process
Source: RefSeq, a predicted model, not a curated record
UCAGUUAUCUUGGGUCUCUUUAGCUCCAAUCCCAGGUUUCCUUGGCAGUUUGAACAUAGCAGUGGGACAGCAGACAUGGAGUCUCAACCAGAACAGCUGACCAGGAUGGAAUAUGCAAUGAAGUCUCUCAGCCUUCUUUCUCCAAAAUCUCUUUCCAGUUGGGUAGCAAUAAAUACUUCUGUGGUGACACAGCAACUGUUGGCUGAAACCAGUUCCGUGACCAAAGCCCAUCCCUAUCGUGUCACCAAUGCCAGUCGAAGUAUUCGGAAGGGGAUUAUGGCUGAUAGUCUCUUAGACCUUAGCCACAAGGUACAAGAAGCUCUGUCAGUGGUAGAGACCUUCUCCCUGGUUCUGGAAGAAGAUGGUACUAUCAUAGAAACAGAGGAAUAUUUCCAGACAUUAAAUGAAGGAACAGUUCUUAUGGUUCUAGAGAAGGAGCAGAAAUGGCAACCCACACCCAACCAGGGGCCUGGAUACCAGCUCUCCCUCUCUCCAAAGCCUUUUAAGAGGAUGGAUGUGGCUUCUGUGACCUUUGACUUAUACAAAGCAAGGCCAGAUGACUUCAUUGGCUGCCUGAACGUGAAAGCAACACUAUAUGGCAACUAUACACUGUCCUAUGAUCUACAGUGCUCUGGGGCCAAGCGCAUCAUGAAGGAAGCUCUCCGAUGCGCUGUCUUCAGCAUGCAGGCCACUGGUCAUGUCCUUCUGGGGACCUCCUAUUUCAUGCAACAUCUCCUUGAAGACACAGAGAAGCAGCAACCCCUGGAGGGGGUGGUAUCAUCUCUCCCAUUGAAGCUCAUAGUCCCCUCCUUUAUGAAAAUGCUACAGUGAAGCCUCAGUUCAGACUGAAUUGCUGAGAGCCCAGAAUGCUUAGAACUAAUGGUUAUAUCUUCACCAUUUUACCACAAAGUCAGAGGAAGAAUGGAAGCAACAGGUGUGGACUGAAGGGGAAGCUGUGGGCUUUCUUGUGCCCUUUCUCCCAACUCUCCUCCAAAGAAUUUGGCCAACAUUUUAGCUGGGUAGAGUGACCUGUGGUGUAGUCACAGUCCUCUGGAAUCCAUGAUCACUGUAACACAUUUCCCUGCUCUUGCCUCACUCCAGCAUUGCCUUAUUUUGUCACAAAUUAACCUAGUAUUGUGGGACACAUUUGUAAUAUGUAACUUAUGUAAAUUAUAGCUUCCUUGUCUCUUUUUCUUGCCAACUCGGUGCAAUCUACAGGAUUGGGUGACAGAGGCCCAUAGGCUAUAAAUUCAAUAGCUUGGGAUCACUGGCUGAGCCACUGGAAUGAGAGCUGGAAUUUGAGGAGUUUGAAAAAGAGGAGACUGGAUCAGGUUCUUACCAUUUCCAUUCCUUGGGGGGUAUACUUAAGAUAUUAAAUUUAGCAAUCUCAUUACACAUAGUGGGAAAAGAGAACCCAAUCAUAAAACAAGUGUUUCAGAAAAAGCAGGUUUAUGAUAAAGUUUUUUUUUUUUUUUUUUUUUUUUUUUUGUUGUUGACUAGAUGAAGACUGAGUAGGAUGCUGUGGUGCUUAUCAUUUGUGUCUAGAUUGGGGUAAUGGUAUGAUCCCUCUACAGGUUGA